Molecule: messenger RNA, 2175 nt
Organism: Phragmites australis (common reed)
Lineage: Eukaryota; Viridiplantae; Streptophyta; Magnoliopsida; Poales; Poaceae
Product: chaperonin CPN60-2, mitochondrial-like
Exons: 17
Coding region: 178-1908 (576 amino acids)
Biological process (GO): protein refolding
Cellular component (GO): cytosol; mitochondrion
Molecular function (GO): ATP binding; ATP-dependent protein folding chaperone
Source: RefSeq, a predicted model, not a curated record
GUCCAUUCGCCUCACCCACCCCCUCUCCAAAAUCCCCACCCUCUCCUCGGCUGCUCGCGUGCUUUCCCCCUCCGCAAGAAAGAAGCGAAGCAGCUCGCCUCCGCCUCUAGCCCCCGCCCCCAGCCCAAGCACGCUCGCCAACGACCGCCUCGGUUCCCGCGCCUCCUCCUCGCCGUCAUGUACCGCGCGGCCGCCAAACUCGCCUCCAAGGCGCGGCAAGCCGGGAGCAGCGCCGCCGCUCGCCAGGUUGGGAGCAGGCUUGCCUGGAGCAGGAGCUAUGCUGCCAAGGACAUCAGGUUUGGUGUUGAGGCCCGUGCAUUGAUGCUGAGGGGCGUUGAGGAGUUGGCUGAUGCAGUGAAAGUCACAAUGGGUCCCAAGGGGCGCAAUGUCAUUAUUGAGCAAAGCUUUGGUGCACCGAAAGUCACAAAGGAUGGUGUGACUGUUGCCAAAAGCAUUGAAUUUAGGGAUAAAGUAAAGAAUGUUGGUGCAAGCCUUGUGAAGCAGGUUGCUAAUGCAACUAAUGAUACUGCUGGAGAUGGUACCACGUGUGCUACUGUUUUGACAAAAGCAAUAUUUUCUGAGGGGUGCAAAUCUGUAGCGGCUGGAAUGAACGCAAUGGAUUUAAGGCGUGGAAUCUCAAUGGCUGUUGAUGCUGUUGUGACCAAUCUGAAGGGCAUGGCCAGAAUGAUCAGUACGUCAGAAGAAAUUGCACAGGUGGGCACAAUAUCAGCAAAUGGGGAAAGGGAAAUUGGUGAACUUAUUGCUAAGGCUAUGGAGAAGGUUGGCAAAGAGGGUGUGAUCACCAUUGCGGACGGUAACACCCUUUAUAAUGAGCUUGAAGUAGUAGAAGGCAUGAAACUUGACAGAGGUUACAUCUCUCCUUACUUCAUUACCAACCCUAAAACCCAAAAAUGUGAAUUGGAAGACCCAUUGAUCUUGAUUCAUGACAAGAAGUUUUCGAACGCCCAUGCAAUUGUUAAAGUUUUAGAGAUGGCUCUAAAGAAGCAAAAACCGCUACUGAUUGUUGCAGAAGAUGUAGAAAGUGAGGCAUUGGGCACUCUGAUUAUUAACAAGCUUCGUGCAGGCAUCAAGGUCUGCGCUGUCAAAGCUCCUGGAUUUGGGGAAAACAGGAAAGCAAACUUACAGGACCUUGCUAUCCUUACUGGGGCUGAAGUCAUAACCGAAGAGCUUGGAAUGAACGUCGAGAACUUAGAGCCUAACAUGUUGGGUACAUGCAAAAAGGUGACCGUAUCUAAGGAUGACACUGUUAUCCUUGAUGGAGCUGGGGACAAGAAAUCCAUUGAAGAGAGGGCAGAGCAGAUUAGAUCCGCAAUUGAGCAAAGCACUUCUGAUUAUGACAAGGAAAAGCUACAGGAGCGGUUGGCAAAGCUCUCUGGAGGUGUUGCUGUUCUAAAGAUUGGAGGAGCCAGCGAAGCAGAAGUUAGUGAGAAGAAAGAUAGAGUGACAGAUGCACUGAACGCUACUAAAGCUGCUGUGGAAGAGGGUAUUGUACCAGGUGGUGGUGUUGCUCUUCUCUAUGCAUCAAAGGAGCUUGAUAAAUUGCAGACUGCAAACUUUGAUCAGAAGAUUGGUGUACAGAUCAUUCAGAAUGCUUUGAAGGCACCUGUGCACACCAUUGCUUCCAAUGCUGGUGUGGAGGGAGCUGUGGUCGUGGGCAAGCUUUUGGAGCAAGAUAAUACUGACCUUGGUUAUGAUGCCGCUAAAGGUGAAUAUGUGGACAUGGUGAAGGCUGGUAUCAUCGACCCACUAAAAGUGAUCAGAACUGCCUUGGUGGAUGCUGCAAGCGUUUCGUCCCUGAUGACCACCACAGAAUCCAUCAUUGUAGAGAUCCCCAAAGAAGAGAAGGAAGCCCCUGCGAUGGGAGGCAUGGGUGGAAUGGACUACUAAUGCAUCACACCCACGAUACAUGAUCAGAGCCAAUCUGAAAAUGCGGACUAAUAUUUUUUUUUGGCGGUAAUAGUUCUUCUCGCUACUUCUCUCGUUGAUGAGGUGGUUGUCGGACAAUUUUGAGUCUGCGUGGACGUAGGACCUCUCCAAACGGAGCUAGCGUUGGGAGUAAUAAAAACUCGCAGUUGAGAGCUGAAGCUGUAGAACAAAAUUGGAUUCUGGCACCUGUGCCGAACGUCAUUUACUGAGGGAUUACAUUUUUUGCCA